AUGGCGCUGCCCCUCGGGAUUCAGGCACAGCUUUGCAAUGUUCCUCGCCAGGAGUACAAGAAGGCCCUGAGCCAGUUCCACGUUCUGAAGGACGUGGGGCAGCCGCCGCCGCCGCCGGCCGAGGCCAAGUUCCCGCUGCCGCCCGCGCAGGGGCCGCCCGCGCUGCCGCCGCCUCCCGCGCCGCCGCCGCCGCCGCCCCCGGGGCAGGAGGACUACUCGUUCCUGCCCCUGGUGCACGACAUCAUCAAGUGCAUGGAUAAAGACAGCCAGGAUGUCCACCAGGUGCUGAAUGAGCUGCGGACCAAAUUUGUGGAGAUGCAUAAGCUCAUCAAAACCCUGCAAGGCAUCGGCGUGAGUCCCGAGCAGCAGCAGCUGCAGCUGCAAAACCUUCGCGAGCAAGUGAAGUCCAAGAGCGAGUUACUGCAGAAGUACAAGAGUCUUUGCAUGUUUGAAAUCCCCAAGGAAUAGAAGCCGCCUCGGCAAGGCGGUUGCUCUUCUCAGAAGCGCCCGAGCGCCCGUUGCUGUCAAAGCGUGGCACCGUGUGCCCGGCCUGCCGUCAGUUUGCGCAGCUCACCCUCUUCAGUGCAUGUCCUGGGAGGUGUGUGCUGUGUGUAUGUGUGUAUUUCUGUCUCGGAGCCUGCUUGAGGACUGGUUUUGGCAGAUUUGGGUAGUGAAGCUGUCCCUAGAAUAUACCUCUUCAGACUGCGGGUGGGAUGGUGUUCUCCAUUAAUGAAAUGAAAUCUUUGCAUGCAGAAAACUAGAGUGCCAGGGAGAAAGAAUCGCCCUGUUCUCCCUGACAGACUAGUUUUCUAGCUGCGAGGAGCUGGUGGUUUAAAAGAAAAAUAUACAACACCUCUUAAUACAUAGAUUGGUUUCAGUUUUUUGAAAAAAGGGGAGGUGGGGUUGUCAUUGUUCUCUGAGCCCCAGAAGGUAUUGGAUCUGCUGCUUUUUCAAAGUGUUCAGGCUUCAGAGAGAGGAAAUGCAGUGCUUAUUAGAAAUCGGCAGUGGGACAAAACUAUCACAUGGCAUACUGGGUUUUACUGGACAAGCAAGUUGGAGAAAUCCUUCCCUGGUUUCUGCUUGAAGGAAUUCGGGGUUGAUAGGGAAGACCUCAGUUUACAAAUCUCUCUGUGUGUAUAAAUAUUUGUCAUAAAUAUUUUUAUUGAUUUGUUUGUUUGUACGGAAACUUCUCAUUUCUUUCAGUUGUUUGCUUAAAUGUCCUGUCUGAGGAAAACAAUAAAAUUCUGUGAAUGCA
Varanus komodoensis (Komodo dragon) is the source of this 1255-nucleotide messenger RNA. It is a transcript of the gene MED9, whose product is annotated as mediator complex subunit 9. Gene Ontology annotation, cellular component: mediator complex. The transcript has 4 exons. The coding region runs from base 1 to 468 and encodes 155 amino acids. Lineage: Eukaryota; Metazoa; Chordata; Lepidosauria; Squamata; Varanidae. Gene Ontology annotation, molecular function: transcription coregulator activity. Gene Ontology annotation, biological process: regulation of transcription by RNA polymerase II. The record is from RefSeq and is a predicted model, not a curated record.